Molecule: messenger RNA, 869 nt
Organism: Haliotis rubra (blacklip abalone)
Lineage: Eukaryota; Metazoa; Mollusca; Gastropoda; Lepetellida; Haliotidae
Product: calmodulin-A-like
Exons: 5
Coding region: 75-569 (164 amino acids)
Molecular function (GO): calcium ion binding; enzyme regulator activity
Source: RefSeq, a predicted model, not a curated record
UAUAUACUCUGAUGAACAGAUAUUAAGGUGGAUACUUGUUUCAACGACCAAGCUGGAUGUAGCCCAAGGCACAUAUGAGCAACGUUCAACUGCUCAGUUACAGUCGAUAUUCAGAGCGGAACGUCAUGACAGAGCAUUUGACACAGGAACAGAUUUCAGAAUUCAAAGAGGCGUUCGGUCUUUUUGACAAGGAUGGAGAUGGGACUAUUACCACCACGGAGCUGGGGACGGUGAUGAGGUCACUUGGACAAGAACCAUCACAAACAGAACUACAAAACAUGAUCAGAGAAAUAGAUGCUGAUGGUAAUGGUUUAAUAGAUUUUCCUGAAUUUCUGGACAUGAUGGCCAAACGGAUGAAAUCUGACGCCGAUGACGAGAUUAAGGAAGCAUUCCGAGUGUUCGACAAGGAUGGCAACGGUUUCAUCAGUGCAGCUGAGUUGAGGCAUGUCAUGACAAACUUGGGCGAGAAGCUGACUGACGAAGAAGUCGAUGACAUGAUCAGAGAAGCGGACACCAAUGGCGAUGGACAAGUAGAUUAUGAUGAAUUCGUGAGGAUGAUGAAGAACUAGUACCAUUCUGAACGUCUUCAUACCAGCUUGUGUAGCUAUGUGUUUCAUUUUGUGGGUCUAUACCUGUGGGUCAGGUACCCUACCCGUAACAGAGAACAAGGGAUGUGUCUUCGAGUAUGAACGUACGGAUCAUUAAUGAUCUGUUGUAUUGUUCUCAUUUGUUAAGACACACUUCCAUUUCUUCAUACAAUUGAAAGAGUCAAGUGACGUUUUCCUUCCUGCAGAAGUUACUCAAAAUUGAUAUCCAUCUGUGUAGUUUACUGAAGGUUGUUGUGGAAUAAAUAUACGUUAUAAUGUUUA